AUGAUUUAAUAGAUAAAUUAAAUUUAUUAUAACAAAUAUGUAACGAAACCCAAUGGCUAUGGUUCAACCUAAAUAAUCAGAGACAAUACUGCUAAAUUAAAUAAACUCAUGAAAAUCAUAACUUUCCUUCUAGGUAAACGAAAGUAAUUUAAAAUUCAAUAUUUUAACUAGAUGGGAGAUUCUCUAAGGAGCUUAGUAUUUAAAAAGUUUGGGAAUUACUAAAGUUGAUGUAAUUCAUCAAGACAUCAAGCAUCAAACUGAUUUAUUGUAUUUGGCUCCCAUAUUUAUUGUAUACGAAGAUCAUAUUAAAAAUUAUGAUGUGAUACUUCAAAAGUAAAUGGUGAUAACUUAAAGAUUUAACUUGAUAUAUUAGAAUAUAAAUUCUAAAAUUAAACGCAGCUGUGGUUGCUAAGAAAAGAAAACAGAAUAUAUUCAAAGAUUCAGUAAAGUUAGAAUGAAAAUAAGUUGUUGAAACAUUAAAAUUAGUAUUUAAAACAAGAAAUAAUUAAUCUUUAAAAUAAAGGAUAAUUGAGUCAAAUUGAAUUAUCAAAGGAAUUAUAGCAGAUGCACAAAAAGAGAAAGAGAAUUAUUUGAUAAAUAAGUGAAAGAGAAAUUGAUUAAUCGAGAGAUGAAAAUAGAGCACUAAAGAGAUAAUUAGAUUAGAAUAAGCGUAAAUUAAAAUAAACAAUUCGAAUAAUGGAUAACUAUGAAAACAAAAUCUAAAUCUUAUUAAAAAAAAAAAUUAUAAAAUUUUGAUAAAUUAAUUAAAAAAAGAGAGGGAAAUGCUAUUAAAGAUCGAUAUAAAUUAAAAGAAUAAUAAUUUGAUUAGACUUUAUAGUACUAAAUGGUUAAACAUAGAGAAGAACUGAACAAUCUCAAAGAAAACUAAGAUAAGCAAUAAGAGAGUUUAGAAAUAAACUAAAUUACAGCUAUAAAUGAUAGAUUAACUAACGAAAUAAAAACAGAAAUUACUCGUAUGGAAAAUGGGUUGAAAUUAGAUUUUGAAACUAAUUCCUAGUAAACAGAUGAUUUACAAAGAUAAAUAAGUGAAUUGACUGAAAAAAUUCAUUGCUUGUGCAAAAAUUAACUGAUUAGAUCUGAAUUAACAGUCGAAAAUAGGAACUUUCGACACGGAAAGGCAAAAUUAAUUCAUUAACCAGACAAUGUUAAAUUUAAUUAGAAGAACUUGCUAAAACAAAAAGGCAUUAUGAAGCAAGAUUAGCAUAGAUAUAAGAUGAAUAUACUUAUAAAAUAAAGAAUCUCUCAUUACAAAUGGAAGAUGCUGUCAAUAGAGAACGAUAAAGUAGAGAAAAAUCAGUUAAACUAUUAUAAGAUUAUAUUAAAUUGA
Molecule: messenger RNA, 1348 nt
Organism: Paramecium octaurelia
Lineage: Eukaryota; Ciliophora; Oligohymenophorea; Peniculida; Parameciidae
Source: the annotation of a GenBank genome assembly